AUGGAAUUGAUAGAGUACAUGUUAAAAAACUUGUCUCUGUCAAUGGAGGGACAGGGGAGACCCAGAGGAGAUCCCAACCUUCCGCAACCAUCCCCCAUCCUCCCAUCUAGACCACUGGCAGAACGGGGCCGGAGACGGUUCCGGGAUGAAUCUCCACCCCGCAGAGCCCGGCCAUCAGUAUCCGCACUCCGUAAAGGAAUCCGAAACCAGACUGAGGUCCAGAAAGAUGUAGAGCAUGUCUUCCAGAAUAAAGACCCUCCAAAGCCUGGGGAUAUGAUUCAUUUCCAGAUGCUUGGAUUCCAGCAUUGGGGUAUCUACGUAGGAGAUCAGGAAGUAGUGCAUUUUGCAUGGCCAGUCGUUUGGGUAUUUCCACCAAAGUUUAAGGUCCGAAAAGAAAAAAAUGAGGAUGUCCAAGGUGCUCUGAAAUCUGCUGUGUGGAACAAAUUUGAUAAAAAUUAUCCUCCCUUGGAUCCUGACCACGUGGUGGAAAGAGCUCUGCACAUGGUGGGCAAAAUCUUAAAAUACGAUCCCGGGUCUGCUAACUGUGAGCACUUUGCCACAUUGAUGAGAUACGAUGCUGCUCUAUCUGGACAGGCAGAAAGAUUUAACUUUACUGCAGAUCCAGAUUUCGUGAGUGAGGUUAAAAGAUACCUAUCUCAGAUGGAUAGUUGAAGUGGUGAAUGUCUUUAAAUCUUCCAGAAGCAGACUCCUUUAGCCU
Candoia aspera is the source of this 718-nucleotide messenger RNA. Its product is annotated as phospholipase A and acyltransferase 4-like. Gene Ontology annotation, cellular component: cytoplasm. Gene Ontology annotation, biological process: N-acylphosphatidylethanolamine metabolic process. The transcript is spliced from 5 exons. Lineage: Eukaryota; Metazoa; Chordata; Lepidosauria; Squamata; Candoiidae. The coding region runs from base 1 to 672 and encodes 223 amino acids. The record is from RefSeq and is a predicted model, not a curated record. Gene Ontology annotation, molecular function: A2-type glycerophospholipase activity; glycerophospholipid phospholipase A1 activity.